GCUUGCAGCACACAACCAUUGGAACAGAGAGUCSGAGGCACAUCGAAGCCGUGAUAAUGAAURCUGAAAAAGAUCGACAGAAAAAGGAAAGAUGGCGAGAUAAUUAAAGUUAAUCGCCACUAACGAAGUAAGGAGUCUCCACUACAUCACGAUCUACAAGAAACCUCUCAACUAUAGAUCACCAAUMCUUCUCAAUGACUUGACGYAAUCCUGAACGACGUACGAUGUCUUCUCUAAAAGAAAAACAUCUCUUUUUCUCAAAAUUCCAACCGUUUUUCGCCAUUUUUCUUCUCUUGACCUGCUGGUCACCUGCCGCAAGUUUUUGGUUCUUUAGCUGUCGUCAUGGCAAUGGCCGUGGUGACGUUGGUGAUUCGUGUUCAUUGUUUUGUCGAUGUCGUUCACCAAAUACCUGCGAAGCUGGCGUACAGCGGUGUGUAUCGCCAGGACAACUACACGAUUCAUGUCACAUGACCAGACCUUGUGGUAAAGGUCUUAGUUGUCAUCCGGGAAUUCAGAGAUGUUAUCACGUGCCACGCAGACUGUACGAGCCUUGUGUGGCGGGAUAUGAUUGCGGCAAUGCACUUACUUGUCAUCCGGGCAUUCAGGUAUGCUACCAUGCUAUACGGCGAUACAACGAGCCUUGCGUAGCUGGAUUCCCGUGUGGUCCAGGAUUAAGCUGUCAACCAGGCCUCCAGCGUUGUCUUCAUUUUCCGCGCCGCGAAGGGGAACGUUGUUCUCUUGGGUUCGAAUGCGGAAAAGGACUGGAAUGCACGAUGUGUGGUAGUGAACCAUACUUAACGUGUCAGAUGAAUAGAGUACCAAAUAUGGGUAAUGAGUUUUACAGCCGUCCAUACAACAAAGUGGCUUUUCUCGUUACCCACAAUUCCUUCUCCAACAGUAUGAAAUACGCCUUAUGGGUCCGCAAUCAAAGGGUCAGCGUUAGACGCCAGUUACAUGAUGGCGUGCGUGGAUUUAUGCUGGACAUUUAUCCAGGAUGGGGUGACAUAGAAGUUCAACUUUGCCAUGGUAACUGUUUCUGGGGGGGUUCAUCAAGCUUACUUGACACAUUGAUUGAGAUUCGUACAUUUAUGGAAAAAAACCCGCGUGAAGUUAUCACCAUUAUCUUUGAAGACUAUCUUCGAAACCCAACCAUCCUAAAGCGAGUCUUUGACCAAUCACAACUGUCCAGGCACGUGUUAACCUCAAACCUAUGGGGGUCUAGGUACAAGUCUUGGCCGACACUGAAAGACAUGCGCAGACUAGGUAGACUAGUUGUGUUUAAUAAUAUUGGAUUAGACGGGUUUCCUUACACGCCUCAUAACAUGUGGUAUAGAGUUAGAGAGAACAGAUAUGGAAAACGAGGACUGGACACUACGACAUGUGUAGAUAGGGGAGAGUCAGCUUUCAAUGCAAGGUUUAACACUGAGUGGAGUCUGGUACUAGUUAACUGGUUUAGUACAAUUCCUAAUCCAUUUGAUCCUUGUCUUAAUCCCUUGUAUAAACUGAAGAAAAAGCUCAAUUCAUGUUACAAAGCGUUUGGUCAACGAGCGAACUUUUUAGCGGUUGACUACUAUCAGAAUGGAGCAAAGGGCGGAGCUUUUAAAGCGCUACAGUGGCUGAAUGAACAAUGGAAAGGACAAUUCAAGAAAGAAAGAAGAAGCAAGACCUGGAGUUUGUUUGAUGCUAUGGUUACUAAAUUGUUCCAUUACAACAACAGCAUGAUGGGAAUAGUUCCUAAUAUGGACCAAGAAAGUAUGACAAAUCAAAGCCAGCCUCACUUGACAGACAAUACUGUUACAAAUCAUACAAGACUUAGCCAUAAUGUAACGCACAGUCACAUGACUAAUGAGACUGCUGCAAUGGCCACCAGUCUUAUCACAGUCCAAAUCAACAAUCUGACAAAUAUUCGCGAUUACUCAAGAAACACCAACAACAAUAAUAUCUUAAAUACCAGMAGUCAAAUGAUCCACAGGAUCAAUGAUACAACGAGUAGAGACAUGACUGGCAAUACAACAAAGUAUAUAACAAAUGAUCACAUAAUUAAUUCAACAAAUGACGUAAAAUAUACUGGAAACCAUGUGAUCAAUAUGACUUACAACGCGAAUACAAAAGACCUACAAACUUCAACGAGUCAGGAAAUGAAUGGAGAUCAGUUAAGCAUGCCAAAUGCAAAUAAUUCCUUGUUAAACAUAUCAAGUCACAAAGACAUGAUCAAUGAAACAGGUCUCACUAAAGAUAAUAUAGACAUGUAUGUGACAAGACUUCAAGCAACUAACAAAUCAGACCCAAGCUUGAUUGAUUGGUUUACUCAUAAAACUACUCCAUUGAACUCUAGUGAGUUAUACUUUGGUUCCAACACCAACUCAACAAAUAAGAACAUGACUUAUGUUAAUUCCACAAAUAGAGAAAUAGCCUUUGCAAGAGUAUUGACAAACAAUGAAUUAAAUACCACAAGUUUAGAUCAAGUAAACAAGUCCGGUCAUUAUGUAAGAAUGGGGGAAUUUGACCUAAGCACACCAGACAAUGGAAGCACAAGAAAUGAUUUGAUAAAUUCAAAAAGAACAGACAUUGUGAAUGGUGGUAAUAGUUCCUGGACAGAUGGUGGUUGGCAGGAAAAGUCUUUAUCCAGUCAUACAGACAUAAUGGACAUUGACAGCCCAAUUGAUGAAUUCAACACUAAAAACAAUAAGACUAUGGAUGGCAAUGCUGUAAGCCAUGUUUCUGAAGACACAAACUUUGCAUCAGCCUUGCCUGAUGGUCAUAUACACAAUGACACAAAUGAAUUCACCAAUCAAACAGGGAUAAUAAUAGAUAAUAACAACAAAUAUAAUAAUUCCACAGUCAAAAAUGACAAGCAACACAGCCAUUAUUUUUCCUUCAGUGAUAACAAUAACAUAAGACUAAAUAUGCAGAGCAAUGACAAUAUAGACUUUCAAGACAGAUUAGUACAGGAACAACAAAUUAUUAACAACACAAGCACUAGUCCUAUAACAAACCAGACAAGAUAUGAAGGCAGUGCUGCUAAUGACACUACUUCAUUUUACAAUGGUGUGGAACUAAGAAAAGGGUUGAUUAAGAUACCUGUUAGUGAUUAUCAGGAAGGCGCACAGUCAUUAGAAGAAUACAUUGACCUAAUAUGAUCAAUAGUCAUUGUCAAAAUAAAAAUAAGGAGAAAAUGUGUGAUUU
Exaiptasia diaphana is the source of this 3186-nucleotide messenger RNA. RefSeq lists its product as uncharacterized. Bases 225 to 3140 code for a protein of 971 amino acids. Gene Ontology annotation, biological process: lipid metabolic process. The record is from RefSeq and is a predicted model, not a curated record. Gene Ontology annotation, molecular function: phosphoric diester hydrolase activity. NCBI's taxonomy places the organism in Eukaryota, Metazoa, Cnidaria, Anthozoa, Actiniaria, Aiptasiidae. The transcript has 6 exons.